GGUGCCCUGAAAGUUCUUCCAAUCUGAUUAAGUGUGCAUGUGUGGCAGCGUUCCCAUUGAACCAGCAGCCUUAAUAAUGGUCCCACACUGUGUACAUACCACCUAUAAAUUCAGCACACACCACACAUUACUAUUAGAGUUUCUGCUGAGAUCAAGGGAACCAAUGAUGGAGUCCAAAAAAGUCUUCUUCUUAGUGCUCUAUCUCCUCUUGUACAGCAGCUUCUCAACUGCCGAUCUCAAUCCAGAUCUUGUAAAGCAAGUGGAAAAGGGGAUAGACACCAGUGUCAAACUAUUGGAAAGCCUUGAUGCACUGGCAAAGUUAACCGAAAAAGUGGAAGAAGGAGCAAAGACCAUCCAAAAAGUCUUGCAAGUCCUUGAUAAGCUGGCAAAGAUUGCAUCAGCUCUUAGUUUUGUUGGAGCAUUGGUGAGUUUUAUCUUUGCUUUUAUCCCCCAGCAAGAUCCAACUUUGGAGUUCAUGAAAGUCCAGUUUUCAGAGGUCAACAGGAAACUGGACUCCCUUGCACUCCAAAUAAACUCUCUGGCAGAAAAAAUGGAAUGGACAGCGUAUGCCAGUAUCUAUUCAAGGGAUGAGAACAACAUCAAGAACUCCUGGACCAAACUGAGAGAGUUCAUAGACAGUGCUGCUAAGGCAGAAACGGAAAAGGAGAAGACCAGAUUAGCUGAAAGAUUCACCACUUUCUAUGAGAACACUGGAACAGAGAACAGCGUUUAUAACUUUCACAGUUACCUGACUGAGAACAACCCAGCCAGCCUGAAUAAGAACCUCUUAGUACUUGUCACUGAAAAGUCUGAAGGGAAUUUUAAGACCCUUGUGCAAUUUACUGCAUAUUUUACUUCUCUGAUGGUCACUGGAUUGCAGCUGAAUCUUCAUUAUUAUGCAUUAAAGGGUUAUGAUGGUAAGCUUAAAGCAGAAGAGGCAGUCAAACAGCUAUCCAACGUCCGGGCAAAGAUACAGGAUGUAUUGAUUGAGUGUACAGACAGCUUUGGGGUGUGGGCAGAGAAAGAUGUGCAGAAAAUUGGGACUGAGACAUUACCAGACAAUACGCAUCUUGCCUUCAGCAUCAAGGAGCACUUGGACAACAAGUUCAACUGGUAUGAGUGGACAAUCAUUGUUCAUGAUAAAAAAGAUGAAGAGAGGACCUAUGGAAACUCAAUUAAUGUCAUAGCUCAAAACAAAGUAGUAAUACACCUCCUACACAGGGAGAAAGGGUUCAGUGUAAAUGAGGGCAUUAAAACUCAAAUAGAACAGGAGUGGAAUAGCAAAGGGCAGCUCUGUAAGGAAAAAAUAUCCCAGUGGCCUCUUAUUUUUCAGAGCACACCUAUGAAACAUGUAGAAUACAUACAUGAACCGUCAGAUUAUGCUCAAACAAUCGAUAACGGGCAUCUGCAACUAAAAUGUCCAAACGCAGUUAUACCUUCACAAACAGGUGUGAUAUACACAGACUAUAAAACCUUUACAGUAUAUUUAAAGAGUCAGAAACUUGUUGAAUAUCCUCCUUGUUCUAAUGUGAACUGUAACAAAGGUGAGUGCAGACAAAUCAAAGACACAUCAACCGGAAUCUGUAAGUGCGAGAAAAUGUUCUACGGUCCAACCUGUCAGGGAAGCGUUCAGGAUGACAUUGACUAUGCAAUCAUGGAAACUAAGAUCAUUGGUAUCUCUUACCAGCCUGUGCCAGAUCUGACAACAAUUUAUUAUGAUCUUAAGGAAAUGGAAAAAUACAUGGAAGACGUGGUGAACACCCUACGACAAGACAUCCAGUGGACGCAAAUAUUUGUUAAAUACAUUGACGUGAUUGAGAAAUUCAGAUAUUUGGAAAAAUGUCACGCUUUUCUAAAGAAUGAAACGAUGGCUCAGGAUCAGUUUGUCUCUGAGGUUAAAGCCCUUUUUACUGAAAGCAACACAUUCCUUUACAUGCUGCACAAGUUUGAUCUAAUGAUGCAAGGGACAGGCUUUGGAGACAAAUCCAACAUCUUGGACAUUCUUCGCAAAUCACUACUCACAGAUGACCAGAGUCAAACAACAGCAUGUUCUAAAUCCUACAGCGAGAGAGUCGAUUAUUUUGUUCGGGUGAUGUUUGCCAUGGAGAUGGAAGCCGUCUUGGGGUGGGAGAAAUAUCGGCUGGUCAAACUGGAACUAGGAGACCCAGUGACUCCAAAAGAAAUGGGCUUUGGCCCUUUCAUUUCAAGUACUACUUCACUAGAAUCUCAACUGAAGAGUGACAUGGACCCCAUACCUAUAUUUAAAGAGUAUACCGCUAAGCAAUGGAGCCUGUUCAACAGGAACGGCUGUGGCUCACUCAAGGCAGAGCUCCUGUCCAACACUUACUGUGAGAAGCCCUAUCACAGCACAGACCAGCAGGAGGUCCCACUGACCUGCCAAAAUGAGUACCGGCCCUUUCCAGAGACAGAAAAGUGCUCUAAAGGAAAAUGGAGUGCCCUGCCUGUGUGUUACACUCAUCCUGAGAGGGGAAGUGCCACGUGCAAGUCUGAGAAUGGAGUUACAGUCUGUACAGCCUCCUGUUCUACUGGUUGGGCCUUUGCUGAUGGGAAGACUAGUGACACCUACCAAUGUAACAAGCAGCCCUGUCCAUCAUUCACACCCAGAGCUUGUAACAGAUGCACCAGUGAUGGUGCAUGUGGAUACAGUGAAGUCUGCCGCAAUGGUGAAUGUGUGGAUGGAUGCAGUGUGUAUAGCUGUGGGGUGAACGCACAAUGUUCUACCAGAAACCACGUCCAGAGCUGCAGCUGUGUGAGUCCAUGGAUUCCGUGGAAAAACGAGGAACCUCACAGAGAAGGCUGCCGCUACAAGGAGCUUCAGUGGAUGGGUCGCUCUUUCUCGGAUCCCAUUCCAGAAAAUGCUGUGAAAUCUCAGACUGGUUAUCAUAUUUGUCGAGCGCACGGCCCAGAUGGUGGAUGGCAUGGAGGAUGGAUCUGGAUCCAUGGCGUCAACACCUGCAAUUAUGAGUAUGACUGGCAUGAGAAAACGGCUGACAGUUUUCAGGUGCUGGUGGACCCCUGUGGUGGCAGUGGAGUGCACUGGUUGAGUGGCGGGAUAUAUGCUGACUCUGUUGAGAUUGGCCAGGCUGUUUCAUGGCCCUGGAUUACAUACGUGGUGUGCAGUCGUCAGAGCAAUGGUGUUCCAGGGAAACUCUUUAACACUAGGAGUGGACUAAAGUGUCACUAUGGCUAUGAAGGCAAGGGUGACCGUGAUGACAAUUUCUACUCCCUUGUGAAAAAAGGAUGCGUUUAGACUCACUGAAUUCUUAUGGAGAAAAUGCAAACACAUUUUGGGCCAUAUAUACGAAGUAUUUGUGAUGCUUUUAUAGACGCUAAUAAAUAUUGUUUUUCCAUAUAUACUAAGAUACAGGGGAUUUGCGCUGGCAAAACGGGAAAGUUUGCACGUGUGGGUUAAUGCAUAUGAAAUAUCAAAUAUGAUGUGUAUUAAGGAUCAGUGUGGUCUGAUAAAUUCACUGCUUGCUCCUUUUAGUAUCUCCUGCAGAAAUAUUAAUACUGUCCUUAUAUCCACUGUAUUCUCACCAUUACUAAUAAACUCUUUGAGCAUC
This is a messenger RNA of Anguilla anguilla (European eel), 3584 nucleotides long. RefSeq lists its product as uncharacterized. The record is from RefSeq and is a predicted model, not a curated record. The coding region runs from base 38 to 3271 and encodes 1077 amino acids. NCBI's taxonomy places the organism in Eukaryota, Metazoa, Chordata, Actinopteri, Anguilliformes, Anguillidae. The transcript is spliced from 5 exons.